AUUACAGUUAAUAUUUCAGAGUGCAGAAUGCUAGUAUAUACAAAGAAACAAUUAAAGUCAGUCAGCAGUCAGUUUUCUGUAAUUCACACGGGAAAUACUGUUACAAAGGAUUAAUCAUGAAAAACAAGACUUUUUGCCUGAUCUAUGAUGGGAAACUGUUGUUGUAAGACAAGACGUGCUGACUUCUGGAAUACCACUAAUGCUCCUCCUUCAACACAUACUGAUUGGAUGAAAGCUUUAGAUGAAUCAAAGUCUAUAACAGAUAUUUCAAUACCAGGAACACAUGAAAGCAUGGCAAGUACAAGUGCAAUUCCAUGGGUUGUAUGCCAAAGCCUAUCAUUAGGCGACCAACUUCAGAUUGGCAUUCGUUUUUUCGAUAUACGUUGUCGUCUGUACACAGACGAUUUGCUUAUUUAUCAGAAUAUGUUUAACUUGAAUUUCCAAUUUACACAGUGUUUAACCGACAUGGCUGAUUUCCUGGAUAAGCAUCCAAGUGAAUUUCUGCUUGUAAGGGUUAGAGACGAAUAUAAAUCAUAUCAUAGUGACAAAUCAUUCUCUGAAGCAGUUAGGGAAACGCUAGAAAAUUCCAAAGCAAAACUUUGGUCUGAAGAAAAGGUUCCAACCAUUGGACAAGCAAAAGGCAAAAUCAUAAUUCUAUACGAUUUUUCAAUUGCUAAGGAUGAGCGCAGACCAAUAGGCUUUCCCUAUAGGUCACUGAAAUGGCUGAAUACCGAAGAUUUGUGGAAUGCUCACAGAUUUUCGGAAAAAUGGAAUGCUGUAAAGACUCAUUUAGAAACAGCUUUCUCACAGAAUAAGGACAAUCAAAUAUAUCUAACUUACAAUAGCACUGCAUUGAGCAUUUGUACUCCAUGCUGUAUUGCCAAAAGGCUCAAUCCAAAGCUUUAUGAAUAUAUCAAUGGACAACAUGGACGUUUUGGAAUCAUAGCAAUGGAUUAUCCUGGACCUAAACUUGUUGAGAAGAUUAUCAAUUCUAAUCAUAACGAAAAUUAAACAUACCAAACUUUAAAGAUAACUCAUUUUGUGAAUAAGUAUGAUAAUAAAAGAUAUAUAUCAGAUAUGACUAAACACUACACUAAUUUAAUUGUUUAAGAAAUGGAGCACUUUGUUUAUUUUUGUUACAUCUACAUUUUACCCAACUGCUUAAAAUUAAAAAAAAGAUAC
Molecule: messenger RNA, 1182 nt
Organism: Mytilus californianus (California mussel)
Lineage: Eukaryota; Metazoa; Mollusca; Bivalvia; Mytilida; Mytilidae
Product: 1-phosphatidylinositol phosphodiesterase-like
Exons: 3
Coding region: 145-1011 (288 amino acids)
Biological process (GO): lipid metabolic process
Molecular function (GO): phosphoric diester hydrolase activity
Source: RefSeq, a predicted model, not a curated record